Polistes dominula (European paper wasp) is the source of this 5335-nucleotide messenger RNA. It is a transcript of the gene ATP8B, whose product is annotated as ATPase phospholipid transporting 8B. Gene Ontology annotation, cellular component: plasma membrane; trans-Golgi network. NCBI's taxonomy places the organism in Eukaryota, Metazoa, Arthropoda, Insecta, Hymenoptera, Vespidae. Gene Ontology annotation, molecular function: magnesium ion binding; ATP hydrolysis activity; ATPase-coupled intramembrane lipid carrier activity. The record is from RefSeq and is a predicted model, not a curated record. Gene Ontology annotation, biological process: phospholipid translocation; Golgi organization.
CCUCAAAGUCUCUUCGACGGCCGUCGAACCGUAAUCUCAUCGACGAGAAUUGUGGAACCUCGACCUACGACGUCGUCGUGUGUCAGACGUACAGUUAAAAGGAACGAGAGGAAAACGAAAGAAAGAAACAGAAAUAGAAAGAAAUAGAAAGAGAAAUAAAGAACCCAAAAGAUAAAAAAAAACAAAAAAGAAACGAAAAAAAAGACAAGAGGAAGAAGAAAUAGGACGGGUAGAGAGAAAGUGGUUCCAGUUAGAGUGGUAUGCUGAUUGAACCCCGACGAUGGAAGAAACAAAUCAUAAGUCGUAAAAAAAUCGGUCUAAAUCAAUUAAAAAGAGAGGUAAUCAGAAAGGAAAAUAUGCAGGAGGGAAGGGAUAAAGGCAAGAAGGAACGUUAGGCGAGUGUGUCCCAAGUGUGCGCAGUUAAAAAUGCGCCUCCCAGUUAACAUUCGCGGUGGUAAGAAGACGACGAAGACGACGACAAGUUGUUGGAAAGAAGAAAAAAAAGGAAAGGAAGAGAAGAAAGUGGUCGGUGGUUGUAAUACUACCUAGCGCGUUAAAGGGCGGGUUACGUCCUUUGAGAGAUUCAUGCCUCGCGGAAGCUGCGAUGAUACGGAGGGACGAAGAAGAGGAGGGUCCAAAAAGGGAGAAGAAGAAGAAUGUAAAAGGCGAGCCGGACAUCGUCGUCUCCUCGGCACCUCCUACGUGCCACGAAGACGAAGAGGUAAAAGAGUGUGACGAGACCGAUGUUACGGAAGGAAAAAGAACAACAGCAACAACGACGACGACGACGACGACGACGCCGACAGCAACAACAACAGGGACGACGACGACGACGACGACGACGAAAACUGUAGCAACAACGGCAUCAACGGUAACUGUAACUGCUACAACAAAAACGGUGACUGUAACUGCAGCAACGACAACAACAGCGGCAACAGCGACUACGGUAACAUUGACGAUAACAACAACAACGACCACGACCACGAGUUCGACAACACCGGCAGCAGUAACAACGGCGAAAGAAAGUAUCAUGUGUGCCGUUGACACUAGUAUUCAAGAUGGAAACGAAAGUAGAAAAAAAAAACGUAAAAGGCGAAAAAUGCGAAACAAAACGCAAAUUCAACUGCAAGAACAACAACAAGACUUAGCGAUUCAUGCAGUAUUGAAUCUUCCAUCCUCAUCUGAAGAAGCUGUCCUCGAGGCAGCCGACGAAUGUUCGAAAAGAGAUUCAUCGAGUAGCCUUGGCGGUACCAGUAGGCACAAUACCACCCUCAGGGAAUCCUUGCUUACUGUACUAGGCAAGCUGGUUAUAUGGAAGGGCAGCAGGUAUCGUUCCGCAACUGCAGCUUCGUCCUCCUCCAGUGUGCCUCCGAAUUCGCCACCUGCCACUGAAUGUAUCGGUCGUAGUACAUCUUUUUUUUCUAGCGAAACAGAGAGGCGUAUACGCGCCAAUAAUCGCGAGUACAACUCACAGUUUAAUUAUGCGAACAACUACAUAAAAACGUCCAAGUAUUCGGUUCUGACGUUCCUACCAUUGAAUUUGUUCGAGCAAUUUCAGCGGCUCGCCAACUUUUACUUCCUAUGCCUGCUGGUGCUUCAAAUGAUACCCGCCAUAUCCUCUUUGACUCCCAUUACAACAGCUAUACCGCUCAUAGGGGUACUUAUGCUCACUGCCGUUAAAGAUGCCUAUGACGACUUUCAACGGCAUAGCAGCGAUUCGCAAGUUAAUAAUAGAAAGUCACAAACAUUGCGUGGUACUAGCCUACGUGAAGAGAAAUGGUCUCAGGUUCAAGUAGGAGAUGUUAUAAGAAUGGAAAACGAUCAUUUUGUUGCGGCAGAUGUUCUCCUUCUGUCGACGAGCGAACCAAAUGGUCUCUGUUACAUCGAAACGGCAGAAUUGGAUGGUGAGACGAAUUUAAAAUGCCGGCAAUGUUUGACUGAGACUGCCGAAAUGAUGGACAACCACGAAUUGAUUGGCCAAUUCGACGGUGAAAUCGUUUGCGAAACGCCUAACAAUUUGUUGAAUAAAUUUGACGGCACGUUAACAUGGAGAGGACGGAAAUAUGCGUUGGAUAAUGAUAAAAUCAUAUUACGAGGUUGUGUAUUGAGAAAUACACAAUGGUGCUACGGCGUGGUCAUCUUUGCAGGCAAGGAUACCAAAUUAAUGCAAAACUCAGGGAAGACCAAAUUUAAGAGGACCUCUAUAGAUAGGCUGCUGAAUCUUCUGAUUAUUGGAAUAGUGUUUUUCUUGCUUUCUAUGUGUUUGUUUUGCAUGAUCGGUUGUGGUAUUUGGGAGAGCCUAGUGGGUAGAUAUUUUCAAGUGUAUUUACCCUGGGACUCGUUGGUGCCUACCGAACCUUUAGGAGGUGCCACCGUGAUCGCUCUCCUUGUAUUCUUUUCAUAUGCUAUUGUAUUGAACACAGUGGUGCCAAUCAGUUUAUAUGUGAGUGUCGAAGUUAUCAGAUUCGUCCAAUCGUUUCUGAUUAAUUGGGACGAAGAAAUGUACUACGCGCCUACGAAUACACAUGCAAAGGCUAGGACUACUACAUUAAACGAAGAAUUAGGUCAGAUAGAAUACAUCUUUUCUGACAAAACUGGAACAUUAACGCAAAAUAUUAUGACCUUUAACAAGUGUUCUGUGGCCGGUAAAUGUUACGGUGACUCUGUCAAUGAAGUUACUGGAGAAAUCAUCGAUUUAAGCGAGACGGACAAAGCUGCACAAACUCCGACAAUGCGAUGGAAGAAUGGACAAGAAUUUGUUCGUCAAGUUUAUACUCCGCUUAGUGGUCCAAACGUGCGUCUUCUGGAGCAAGCUGACAGAAUGUCCAGUACAACACCAGAACCAGGAAUCAGUGCCAGCCCAAAGCUUCAACACAAACCUUCAACAAUGCCACCCCUGGAUUUUUCAUUUAACAAAGACUACGAGCCUGAAUUUAAAUUCUAUGAUCCUGCACUUUUGGAAGCUGUCAAGCAAGGCAAUCAAGAUGUUCACAGUUUCUUUCGCUUAUUAGCAUUAUGCCACACCGUUAUGCCAGAAGAGAAGCACGGAAAACUGGAGUAUCAAGCACAGUCGCCGGACGAAGCAGCACUUGUAUCCGCAGCAAGAAAUUUUGGUUUUGUUUUUAAAGAAAGAUCACCGAAUAGCAUAACGAUUGAAGUAAUGGGAAAACGUGAAAUAUAUGAACUACUAUGUAUUCUAGACUUUAAUAACGUUAGAAAAAGAAUGUCUGUAAUAUUGAGAAAGGAUGGUCAUCUUAGGCUUUAUUGUAAAGGAGCAGACAAUGUCAUUUACGAACGUUUGAAGAAAGAUAGUGAUGAAAUUAUGUCUAAGACUUUGGAUCACCUCAAUAAAUUUGCAGGUGAAGGUUUAAGAACAUUGUGCCUUUCAGUGAGAGAUUUAGAUGAAAGCUUCUUUAAUAAUUGGAAACAACGUCAUCAAGAAGCCGCUUUGAGUCAUGAAAAUAGAGACGACAAAUUGGACGCUAUAUACGAAGAAAUAGAAAAAGAUAUGACGUUACUAGGUGCUACUGCCAUUGAGGAUAAAUUACAAGAUGGUGUACCCCAAACCAUUGCGAAUUUAGGACUCGCUGGCAUAAAAGUGUGGGUAUUAACAGGUGAUAAACAAGAAACGGCUAUCAACAUUGGUUACUCGUGUCAGCUGCUAACAGAUGAUCUGACCGAUGUCUUUGUAGUAGAUGCUACUACUUACGAUGGGGUUGAAACUCAAUUGAGACGAUAUUUGGAAACUAUCAAGACAGCCUCUAGCCAUCAGAAUCGGCCAACUCUCUCCAUUGUCACAUUCAGGUGGGACAAGGAAAGCAGUGAUACGGAAUAUAAUCCGAGUAGAGACGAGCAGGAUGAACAUGAAAUGGAGCAAGCUAUGGGUUUUGCAGUGGUUAUCAAUGGACAUUCCUUAGUGCACGCAUUGCAUCCACAGCUUGAUCAACUUUUUCUCGAAGUAUCAAGCCAAUGUAAAUCUGUGAUAUGUUGUCGUGUAACACCUUUACAAAAAGCAAUGGUCGUUGAAUUAAUUAAAAAGAAUAAAAAUGCUGUCACUUUGGCGAUUGGAGAUGGAGCUAAUGAUGUUUCGAUGAUAAAGACAGCUCAUAUUGGCGUUGGUAUUAGUGGACAGGAAGGAUUGCAAGCUGUACUAGCCUCCGAUUAUUCGAUAGGGCAAUUUAGGUUUUUAGAAAGAUUGUUACUUGUCCAUGGCAGGUGGUCAUAUUAUAGAAUGAGCAAGUUCCUUAGGUACUUCUUUUAUAAAAAUUUUGCAUUCACUCUCUGCCAUAUCUGGUUCGCCUUCUUCUGUGGAUUCAGCGCACAGACAGUGUUUGAUCCAAUGUACAUUUCUGUCUAUAAUCUAUUUUAUACGUCACUACCAGUUUUGGCGGUUGGCAUAUUUGAUCAAGAUGUUAAUGAUAAAAAUAGCCUAAUGUAUCCAAAGCUAUAUGCACCUGGACUUCAAAAUCUUCUCUUUAACAAAAAAGAAUUUUGUUGGAGCGCUCUACAUGGUUUUUUUGCUAGUUGCGUGUUAUUUUUAGUACCCUAUGGAACAUACAAGGAUGGAGUAUCACCAAAGGGCUAUGUACUUUCAGACCAUAUGCUGCUGGGCAGUGUUGUAGCUACAAUAUUAGUUAUAGUUGUAACAGUUCAAAUUGCUCUUGACACAUCAUAUUGGACAGUUGUUAAUCAUAUUAUGGUGUGGGGCUCGUUGAUAUGGUAUUUUAUUUUAGAUUACUUUUAUAACUUCGUCAUAGGAGGUAGUUACGUUGGCAGUCUUACAAUGGCUAUGUCAGAAGCAACAUUUUGGUUCACGACAGUUAUAACAUGUAUAAUCCUAGUGAUACCAGUUCUUUCGUGGAGGUUCUUCUUUAUGGAUGUUAAACCAACACUCUCUGAUAGAGUAAGAUUGAAACAAAGAUUAGCGCAAUUGCGUUCUCGACAGAGUCAGGACAUUUUGCGUACUCCAUCAACGAGACGCACGCGACGAUCUUUGCGUUCGGGUUACGCAUUUGCACAUCAAGAAGGUUUCGGACGACUUAUUACAUCUGGAAAAAUCAUGCGCAAAUUACCAAAUGGUGCAGAUUUUAAGUUCGCUAUGCCAUUUACUAAUAAUGUUACUAAACAAGUUAAUGUUGCUACUACGUCGCCAAAGGAGAAUGCAUCUCGGAAUUCGCACACAUUGGAUGCUAUUACUCUGUGAAUCUUUAAGUUAAUCACAGUGUUGCACAUGUAUAUGUACAUCUAUAAAAGAAAGAAAAAAAAAACAAAAACAUGGGAAUAAAACAUUCUUCUGCUGUUCUUACUUGUAUUAUAUGCUAUUUCUAUAAAAAAA